Messenger RNA from Rattus norvegicus (Norway rat), 2273 nucleotides. It is a transcript of the gene Bpifa6, whose product is annotated as BPI fold containing family A, member 6. Gene Ontology annotation, molecular function: lipid binding. Gene Ontology annotation, cellular component: extracellular region. Lineage: Eukaryota; Metazoa; Chordata; Mammalia; Rodentia; Muridae. The record is from RefSeq and is a predicted model, not a curated record.
AAUUAUAUUUUUCCCCAAGGCUGAAUCUAUACCAUAACAUGGGUAACAGAGGGAGGGGGGAAGUAAGAAACAUUUACCCAGGCCAAGGACACAAUAUUCGUGUGGCCAGGGAGUAGGCUGAUGUUGACAGGAUGUCAGAAAGGUCACAAGUUUGUCAUAUCUAUUAGUCAGCAGGAUGUUGGUUUUUCAGAAAGGUUACAGGUCAUCACAUUGGGUAUCUUGACGAAUCAUAUUAUUAUUCAUUUUGACCACCAGAUUUGUAUUAGUCUUCUGCAGCUGGCUGGGGAUUUUCCAUGAACCCAGUCAUACUUAAUUCUAACCAUAAUAGUAACAUCAAUAAUGGAGGGCUUCAAGGGCAUCGCUCCCAACAGGGUCUGGGCUCAGCCUGCUUGGCUUUGGAUUUUUCUCUGUCACCAGCUGUGUGGUUUUGGGCAACUCGAUUUACAUCCCCAUACUUCAUUUCUUCCCUGAAUUCUGUUUUAGAAAGACAUCAUAUUAAUUGUCAUACAACAACCUCCCAGUUUUAACUACUUAAGCAGAGGAGCUCACUGUCUAGAGGGUUCCCUGCCUCCCCAAUGCCAGGAUCUUCCAAAAAAAAAAUAUGAAGUGACUGUUUUUACAGAAGGGGAAACUGAGGCUUGGCUAGACCACAUAGAGGAUGAUUAUAAGUUUUGCAUAAGACCCCAGGACUCUAGGGUCAUGGACUACUGUUACUCCAUCCGCCAACCAUUGUCUCCACAGGUACUUGCAGUGAACAUGAGACUCUUGUGGGCAUCCCUCUUCCUCGGCUGCCUGCUUAGCAGAAGCCAUGCUUUAUUGGAAGAUUCCAUUCAGAAAUCAGGCAUCAAAAGUGGAGGCGGUGGCCCAGGAUUGAAUACAGGAUUGCUGAGUGGUAAUAAAGGUGAAUACACUAAUCUGGGAGAUGCCAUUGGGAAAAUCCCAGCUCCGAUCCCUGUUGCUUCACCUGUCAAGGUCCCUGAGAUCAAUACAGACAUUGCGGGCCAACUUGAUCAACCUGAGAUGAAUAUUCCAGGAGACUUGGACACAAGUGGUAUUACUGGCCAAUUGUCAACACCUGUCCUCAACAACGACAUCCUGGCCCAAGAAGGGCUGUUGGGUGCUGUUAUUCUCAACAACCAGAAUCUAGUCACAGAAAGAGAAAAACUACAAAUGCUACUCCUGGGUGGCAAAGUAUCAUUUGGUAUAAAAAAUGACCUCGUGGAGGCAGCAGGGACCUCAGCUGUGGAAGGCUUGGUCUGCAAAGGCUCCCUGGGUGGCCUUUGUGGCCAUGGGAGUCUCUCUGGCAUGAAUAAUGUUCUGAAGACCAUGAAUUCUGGGAAACUUGAUAGCUGGCUCAAUGUCACCCGCUUCGACAUUGUCCAUCUAUCAUGGAAGGUCUUUGCCUCAUCUGAUCUCGAAGUUAAAUUUCAGACCAAGUUGACUAUCAACUUCUCAGGGAUGCUCUCAUUUCUCAGUGGUGCCACAGUGGAUGUGAACAUUGAAAUCCCCUUGCAUUUGCAACAGGCUGAGCCUGGUCAAAUCUCAUUUUCCGUGAAGAGUUGCCGGACAGUAUUCACUGGGAUCCAAGUGAAUACAGGCGUGUUCUCCCCAAUGAUGGAAUCAAUGUUGAAAUGGUCCUUGAACAUCUCCUUGCCCAACAUAUUGUGCCCAGUGGUCCGAUUCUGGUUCAACAUCAUCAACCAACAGUUGGCCAUUCUCAGAAAUAUCGCCUCAUUAGGGAUGCCGGGGAACAGCAACUUACUCAAUGCCUCGCAACCCAUGCUGUAUGAACACACAUAUUACAUGGACUUUAAGAACAAAAGCUUCCCGGCUUCUUUCAUCAACUGGUUGAUUAAAACUCCCUCUUCAUAAACACGUUGAGACACCCUGCUGGCUUGAGGAAGACUUCUAAAGCCAGGCAACUGUGUAAGGAAGAGGAUGGGACAAGUGGAAUAUGCCUUAAUGUAGCCCCUAAAGUCUCCGAAGACCAGGAAGGCUCAAGUGGAGGGCAAGACCUGCAGCACCCAAGGAUCCGCCGGGGAGGAUCCUGGGAACCCUUCUACCAUGAUAUAUAUUCUUCCAGCAGGUCACACUUGACAGGCCUUUACUUAUGUGGAUCUAUCAUGGUGUUCUAUAUAGCAUUAAUGAAAUGUCAAGUUGUGAACAGAAAGUUAAAUAAAGCAAAUCCCCUCCCCUAUGUCACUGCUGCUAAAAAUAUAGCAGAAAUAGGCUCAAAUGUCUCUCUAUUCAGGAACAAUAAAGGUCACCUUGGA